AUGCAAACCAUUGAAGAUGGUUCUCAGUUUCGAUCGAUCGUAAUCGGAAAAGAUGUCGAAGUACGAGAUGUGGUGGUGGGGAAGUUAAGGCUGAAGGGGAAGGCCUUGGGCGUAAGAGGAGAUGGAAUCAGGAAGAAAAAGAAGUCGAAGAAGCAGUUUAACAAUUUUUCUCAAGCUGUGAGAGAAGACAGAUCUCUCAUCAGAUUGUUAGGAAUGAACGCUACUUCUUUGGUUGAUUGUUCUAAAGAGAACAUGAACAUGAACGAUAUGCUAACACCUACGGAGAGGUGAUAUCUUCAGCAAUGAGAGAAGAUUGAUGUUCAAAGAAUAGCGAAGAUGGCCAGAAAAUCUCAUCGGGAUCAGAUUCACGAAUUCAAUCAAUAUCUUACCAGUCUGAAUGAACACUAUAAUAUUCCUAAAGUCGGGCCCGGCUAA
Cucurbita pepo subsp. pepo (vegetable marrow) is the source of this 435-nucleotide messenger RNA. NCBI's taxonomy places the organism in Eukaryota, Viridiplantae, Streptophyta, Magnoliopsida, Cucurbitales, Cucurbitaceae. The record is from RefSeq and is a predicted model, not a curated record.